AUGAAUACAUCGGGUUUUUUUUUCAUUUUUGGUUUUUUACAUUUUUCUCAUUUAACGUUAACUUCUUCUGCUGCUGCUGCUUCGGGAAAACUUCCUCCUUCGUUUGAAAUAUGUCACACAAAACAACCGAAAUAUGAUGUUUGUUUAUUAAACGCUGUAGAAAAAGCUAUUAAAAGUUUAGUUAAAGAGUAUAUCGGUUUUAUUUGA
Messenger RNA from Pediculus humanus corporis (human body louse), 207 nucleotides. RefSeq lists its product as uncharacterized. The coding region runs from base 1 to 207 and encodes 68 amino acids. The record is from RefSeq and is a predicted model, not a curated record. The transcript is spliced from 3 exons. Lineage: Eukaryota; Metazoa; Arthropoda; Insecta; Psocodea; Pediculidae.